This is a messenger RNA of Cyprinodon tularosa, 1771 nucleotides long. RefSeq names its product D-2-hydroxyglutarate dehydrogenase (gene d2hgdh). The coding region runs from base 176 to 1771 and encodes 531 amino acids. The transcript has 10 exons. The record is from RefSeq and is a predicted model, not a curated record. Gene Ontology annotation, cellular component: mitochondrion. Gene Ontology annotation, molecular function: catalytic activity; FAD binding. Lineage: Eukaryota; Metazoa; Chordata; Actinopteri; Cyprinodontiformes; Cyprinodontidae.
UUCGCACCAGGUACAACUUCCGGUUUUUGUUAGCAAGCUAGUUGUAAACAAACUGAAAUCUUGAAAUUACUUAGCCGUCCUUGAACUUUAUCACAAAGUAGUAUGAAGGAAAAGUACAGAACGGGAGCGGAAAUGCUGUUAGUUAGAUGAAAACCUUACGACCUGUCAUCUAGUCAUGUUUGGAGUUUUCCAGAGAACAACAAUGCUGAGGACAGCUCUGAGACACCUGUCCAAAUCACAGCCCCCACCUGUACACAGCCAGAUGCAGUUUCUUGCCAGGGGCCCCUGUCUACAGAGUGUGAGCCUCAGUCAUAAGCUUCAUGUUGGAGCAGAUGGAUCCAGGUCAUCUCCUGCUGCAGCUCCACACAGAUUACCUUUCUCAAGGAUAACAGAGGAGGAUCUGGCCUUAUUCAGGGAGAUUUUACCAGGCAGGGUCAUCACUGACCCUGACCUGUUGCAGUCCAGUAAUGAAGACUGGCUGAAGUCUGUGAGAGGUUCAAGUGAAGUGUUGCUGAGACCUCAGACAACACAGGAAGCGGCAAAAAUUCUCAGUUACUGUAACAGUCGUAACCUGGCUGUGAACCCUCAAGGAGGUAAUACCGGUCUGGUUGGUGGCAGCGUGCCGGUGUAUGAUGAAAUCAUCCUCUCCACCUCUCUCAUGAACAACAUACUUUCCUUUGAUAACAUCUCUGGUAUUCUAACCUGUCAGGCAGGUUGUGUGUUGGAGAACUUGAGCCUCUACCUGGAGGAGAGAGACUACAUGAUGCCGCUGGAUCUUGGAGCAAAGGGCAGCUGUCAUAUUGGGGGCAAUGUGGCCACUAACGCGGGUGGGCUGCGGCUGCUCCGCUAUGGCUCCCUACACGGAACCGUGCUUGGCCUGGAAGUUGUGCUGGCUGACGGACAAGUCCUGGACUGUUUGUCCACGUUGCGGAAGGAUAACACGGGAUACGACCUCAAACAACUGUUCAUUGGUUCAGAGGGCACUUUGGGUGUCAUCACUGCCAUCUCCAUCCUUUGUCCUCAAAAGCCCAAAUCUGUUAAUGUUGUUUUCCUUGGCUGUGAAACCUUUGACCAGCUGCUGAAAACCUUUAGGCUCUCCAAAGGCAUGCUGGGAGAAAUUCUGUCAGCUUUUGAGUUCCUGGAUAGUGAAUGCAUGAGGCUGCUGAACACACACCUGAAGCUGGCCAAUCCUAUCUCUGAUUGCCCUUUCUACAUCGUCAUAGAAACCUCUGGAUCGGACUCGGACCACGACUCACAGAAGCUCCAUAACUUUUUAGAGGAAGCAAUGACAUCGUCUCUAGUUACUGAUGGUACCAUAGCAACCGAGGACUCAAAAAUAAAGGCGCUGUGGUCAAUGCGUGAACGUGUUACAGAGGCGCUGACUCACGAUGGCUUCACCUACAAGUACGACAUCUCCCUUCCGGUGGAGCGGAUCUACCAGCUGGUGACAGACAUGAGGCAGCAUCUGGGAAACCGGGCCAGAAGUGUGGUGGGAUACGGACACGUAGGUGAUGGUAACCUUCACCUUAACAUCACCUCCCCUGCUAAGGAUCCAGCCCUGCUUGCCUCCAUUGAGCCAUUCGUCUACGAAUGGACGGCCAAGUUUCACGGCAGCAUCAGUGCCGAACAUGGACUGGGCCUAAAAAAGAGAAAUUAUAUCUACUAUAGUAAAUCAAGGUCUGCUGUAGAACUAAUGGGUGACAUCAAGAUGUUGCUGGACCCCAGAGGCAUCCUGAACCCGUAUAAGACUUUACCAGACCAUCUGAAGUGA